Messenger RNA from Punctularia strigosozonata HHB-11173 SS5, 2742 nucleotides. RefSeq lists its product as uncharacterized. The record is from RefSeq and is a predicted model, not a curated record. Gene Ontology annotation, cellular component: membrane. Gene Ontology annotation, biological process: iron ion transmembrane transport. Gene Ontology annotation, molecular function: iron ion transmembrane transporter activity. Lineage: Eukaryota; Fungi; Basidiomycota; Agaricomycetes; Corticiales; Punctulariaceae. Bases 59 to 1522 code for a protein of 487 amino acids. The transcript has 8 exons.
CGGUGAUGAUCGGUCUAUAUAUCGACGGCAGCCUCGUCCUUCGAGUUUUGCCCUGACUAUGGAGGCCGACGCAGAGCAAGCCCCUUUCCUUGACACGUCUUCCAACCCCGCCAACUUCAAUUCGUCCAGCCAACAGUCGCAGCACAUCGCUCGCAGGCUUUAUAUCUCCCAUUUCUUCUCGACGUGGAACUCUCGUCUAUUUGAGUUUGGCGCGGUGCUCUUCCUAGCAGCCGUAUACCCCGAUACCCUCCUUCCGGCGUCGAUCUACGCUCUCGUCCGGGCAGGCGCCGCCAUCAUCAUCUGCCCUGUCUUAGGACGUUACGUGGAUACAGGAGACCGGCUGCAGGUCGUGCGGUUCUCGAUUUUAGGACAGCGCGCAUCUACUAUACUCUCUUGCUUGGGUUUUCUCUUGCUCGUGUCGGGCCUCGCAAGUGCGAAACUACAGAUCGUUUUACUGAUCAUCCUGGCACCCCUCGCCUGUGUAGAGAAGUUAUGUUCAAUCAUGAACACCGUAUCGGUCGAACGGGAUUGGGUCAUCGUGGUUGCCGAGGCGUCAUCUUGCAGCUUGCAGACGCUUAACUCGCAGAUGCGUCGCAUCGACCUCUUCUGCAAGUUGGUCGGUCCGCUCUGCAUAGCCCUGUUAUCCGGGAUAUCUAUACACGUAGCGCUGCUGACUACACUCAUCCUGAACAUCAUUUCGGUCGGAAUGGAGUACUUCGCUGUAGCAAAGGUUUACGACAUCGUGCCAGCACUCCAACAACCUAAGCUCAUAGCCGCACACGUGGAUGGGUCCGAGCAGAGGACCGUCGCAUCCCGAGUGGGCGCUCUAGGUAGUUCGAUAGUCGCCUACGUCAAGCACCGCGACUUCCUGCCGUCCUUCGCGCUCUCGCUCCUCUACCUCACCGUGCUCUCCUUCGGCGGGCAGAUGGUCACCUACCUCCUCAGCGCCGGCUUCACGCCCACGCAUAUCGGCCUCAUGCGCGCCGUUUCCGUCGGGUUCGAGAUGUCCGCGACCUGGCUUGCACCGCGCGCCAUGCGCAAGGUGGGCCCGAUCCGCGCCGGGCUCUGGUUCGUCACCUGGCAGGCGGUCUGCCUCGUGGCGGCGCUAAGCUGGUACCGCGGCUCUCGCCUUGGUCCUCUCUCCGGCGCGCUCGGGCUCGUCGUCGGUGUCAUCUUCAGCCGCGUUGGCCUUUGGGGCUUCGACCUCUGCGUGCAGAUUAUCGUUCAGGAGGAGGUUGAACCCGAGGCUCGCGGCUCCUUCUCGUCCGUGGAAGCAUCGUUCCAAAACAUGGCCGAGCUACUAUCCUACGCGUUAACGGCCGUCUUCUCCAGACCCUCUCAGUUCCAUAUCCCUACGUUCGUCAGCGCGGGCGUAGUUCUACUUGCUGCCAGCCUCUACGCUGCGUUCGUGAGGCGUAGGAGAGGUCAUCUCAUUCACGUCUCUAGCUGCAUUAGCUUGAAAGCUAUCGACCCUAAUGCAAGCAACGUUCACCGCGGGUUCUAUCAACGUGAUGACCAGUAGCGGGCCGCUGAGACCAGUCGCACGAUGAACCACACUUCAUGUAUCACAAGUCGAGUAGCAAGGGAAGAUAGAUUCCAGGUGUACGAUAGAUGCACAGUGGUCUAGAAUUACGCGUGUAUCGUCAUAUAAAAAUCCCUGAAUGAGACGUACUGAUCCUUCGGCGUUGCCCAUUGCGAACCUUGGCCCCCGAAGAAUGUGCUGAAAAACAAUCCCGAGAACCCGAUGGGUGACGCGCCGUUGUCGGGAUCGGAAUCUCCGCCGUCCUCCGCUGCAAGACCCAAAACCUGUGAAUCACCGAGUACGACCAGUCCCUCCGGAGUGAACCAAACGGAGCUCGUCGCAUCAGGAACCGCUUUCUCAUCCGAUCCACCGUCCGGGACGUCCAGAUCGGUCCGGCUGUCAGCAGCCGCACGGGAGGGAUCGCCUAGCACGACGAGUCCAUCCGCGGUCAUGAACACGGAUAAGUUGACAUCGCUGUCCAGCGCAUUCACGAUUUCGGCCUCGCUCUCUCCCUCGUUGCAUUCCUCAAGACUUUCCUCGUCUUCGUCCACGGGUCCACGGUAGUAGACGUCAUCCCGUUCCAGCACGACGCGAUCGUUCACCUCGAGCUUGAAGCCGCCGUCUUGCUGUCCCGGGGUAUUCAAGACGACCGUCUGCCGAAGCCGAGUCCACUGGCCCGGAGGAAACGAGAAUAUGCCCCGCGCUAUGGACAGGCCGUACGACGACGCACAGAUGGACUUGGGAGGAAGAGAGCAGAGACCUUCCGUUUGCUUGUUCUUCGGUGCGUACAGAUAUAGUUCGCCCAUUCCGUCCUUCCUCCACAUCAUGCGCGUGCUGAAACAAUCGAGCGCGUCGUCUCCGCCAGAGCAGCUCUCGUGUCCGCCAUAAAUACCAGGAAGCUUGCCGCCUAGGACGAAGUCAAACUCGGCUGGAAAGUAGACGCUGUAUUCUAAAGAGACAUUCUUCGCAGAGAGUAGGUCGACACCGAGAGGAUUAGAGUAGAACUGAGCGCCGCCGACCGGCGUGUCCGAAGCGCCUGGGUUGACGGAGCCCGCAGGGUAGAGGACGGAGAUGACGGACGCAUCGUAGAACGUCUUCGGUCCCCCUUCAAGACGCUCGGACGCGGUGGAAUUGCUUGGGUCCGCCUUCGCGACUUGCAGGUUAUGUUUGCCGGAGGAGAUCCGAGAGAUGUUGAACGCGGCGAGGUCAGUUGAAUUGAA